AUGGCGUCCUUAGAGCUUUCUCAGGAACUGAAUUCCAAAUUCACGAAAAUCAAAAUUGGACGAAAGAAGAGAACACAGACAUUAGCAGCGGCCAUUGAUUGUGGGAACUGGGUCAUAUUCAGAGACCUGUUGUGUGACGAGGAUGUGGAUGUGGCUGACGUCGAGAGAUGUCUCGUUCUCCACAAGCUGGCUUCCACACCAGACAUCAGCCUCUCGUUUGUAGAAGACAUCGUGGACAAGAUCUUGUCACAUGACGUGAACAUUAACAUGACUGACGAAAACGGAGACACGGCUGUUAUGGUGGCCGCCAGAUGUGAGAACUGGAGAGUUCGUGUGGCUUCUGAUGUCCCAAACUUAGAUGUUGGUGGCUUGUCCAUGACUUGCUUCCUGCUGCUAUUGAACUAUAAUACUCUGGACGAAGAUGGCUUGGGAGUUGUGCACAGACUUGCUCAAGGUGGCAAGAAGAGUCACAUUUUCCUCUUACGCAAAGUGCGUAAAAGUGGCGGAGAUAUUAAUUUACAGAAUGCAGAUGGCAACACAGCUACACACGUUGCAGUUAAAAAUAAAAAGUGGAAUAUGGCGUGGGUCUUGUUACGGCGAGGAGCUAGAGUCGACAUUCUUAACAACGACAAAUACACGGUCUUACAUAUGUUGGCUCUGUAUCUUCGUCCAGCCACAGAGAAGUGUACCAACAUUUUCUCAUUGUUGAAACCCGGCUGCCUGAAUAUAGACGCACGUGACAGCAGAGGAAACACCACCCUGCAGUUAGCAGUUAAAGAAGGAAACACUGAGGUAGCUGAAAAGCUACUAAACAUUGGUGCACGUGCUGAUGUGCUGGAUGAAAAUGGAGGGACUGUCCUGCACACAAUGGCGACACAAAAUCAUGAAUAUACAUCUUCAUUGUUGAAACAAGCUAUUGCUUGCGGUGCAGGAUUAGAAAUGAAAAACUUAGAAGGAAACACUGCUUUACACGUGGCUGCAAAGCUUGACAAUUGGGAUACCGUGGACAAGUUGAUAGCUAAUGAUUCCGUUUUCUUGAAAGCUUUCCAGUCACUGUUCAGCUGCAUUUGGCGGUCAAACUCAGACGUUGGAAAUGUCCUUGAAGAUCUGGUAAAGGAAGGUGCAGACGUGAACACCCCCGACCGCUUUGGAUGUACAGUGCUUCAGAGACUUGCACAGUUGGAUUCAGAGGCGCACAUUGUCGGUGUAUUCGGAUUUCUGGUCAAUAGAGGCGCAAAUAGAGCCGUUAGAACCUCAGUUGGUGACAACUUGCUACAUCUGGCUGCCAGAAAUAAGCAUUGGAGGGUUGUAGAUCAGCUGUUGAGGCGGCAGUUCAGUGCAUAUGAACCCGACAGCGAAGGAUAUUGCGUUCUUCACAGACUUGCUGAAUACAGAGGGAAGAACCUCCCGGCUCUCUUUAGGGUGCUCCAUAACGGAUGGGCAACAAAUUCAGCUCGGGGUCCAAGUGGUGACACCUUAUUACAGCUUGCAGCAAAACAUGGAAACAUCCCUAUGGUCGAAUAUCUGGUUCAGGAAGGCGCUAAAACAAACAUAAACCAACUGGAUAGUGAGGGGUUAAGUGUUAUUCAUCAAAUAGCUCAGUGUGAAUCUGAGUACAGAGCAGGUAAUCUUGUUUCUGUUGUAAACCUGCUGCUCAGCAAAGGAGCCAAUCCUCGUCUUCGUAACUUGGUCGGCGACACUGCGCUAAAUUUAGCGGCCAGUCACAACAACUGGAACAUAGUCGAAAGUCUUGUUGAGAGCGGGUGUGAUCUCAACCAGCCUGACAGUAAGGGAUUUUCUAUUCUUCACAGACUUGCGCAAAGAGAAGAAUCGUUUAAGUACCCCUCAAGUGAAAUAUCAUUGGACACCCUGUUUUGUAUGCUUCUUGAGAAAGGGGCAAAUCCUUUUGCUCGCAGUCCGAGAGGUGAAACAGUCUUGCAUAUGGCGGCUAAACAUAGGAAGUGGACAAUGGUCAAACGUCUGGUAGAGCGAGGAGCCAAUAUAAACGAACCUGACAGUGAGGGAUUCUACGUUCUUCACAGACUUGUUCAAGACUCAGACAAAAAUGACGAGAUACUGGAACUCUUAGUUGGAAAAGGCGCGAAUCUCAACUAUAAAUGUCCAAAUAUCGGAACGGCACUGCACAUAGCCUUAAAAGGGCAGCGGUGGAGUUUAGCAAAAAAACUGGUUCAGUUGGGUGCAGAUGUUAACGAACUUGAUUUCGAGGGACUCAGUGUCCUUCACAUUAUUGCUGCGCAGAAAUCAGUUUAUUAUGAAAGUCGUGGUCGCACGUCACUCAUCCAUCUUCUCAUAACUAAGGGCGCAGAUGUGACUGCACGCAGUCCUAGAGGUGACUCAGUUUUUCAUUUAGCUGCUAGAAACGACAAUUGGAAUGUAAUUGAGCAGAUACUUACUCACGAACCAGAUGGGGUAGAAAACAACAAGUCAACAGACUCUGAAAGUGAAGGAUUAACUAUUCCUUUCACGCUAGUUACAAAUAAUUACAGAGCAAUGGAAAAACGGUGUCGACAUCAACACGAAAGAUCAAAAGGCUUGACCGCACUACAGCUGGCAUUGCUCGGUAAACAGUGGGAAGUUGUACAAUUCCUUCUGGAGAGUGGAGCUCAUGUUGAUCAGAACAAUCCAUUAAAAGGGAAAUCACCUUUUCAUGAGCUGGCCAUGGAUACUAGUGUAGGUGCUGUAACAGCGAGAUUAGUGACUGAACGGCUGGUGGUUCAUGGGAUAAAUGUUAAUGAACGUGACACACAGGGUGACACACCCGUGAACCUAGCCGCUAAAAAUGGGAACUGGGAGGUGGUUAGGGCAUUAUUAGAGCAUGGGGCUGAUGCUAGCCUUCCAGACAGUCAGGGAUGGUUUGUGUGUCACAUACUGGCGAAGGACAACAGUCACUUGAAGCUUUCUGGAGAACGCCUGUCAUGUUUAUUGUUGUUACUAACUAGAAACUGGUUUUCAAGUAAACCAGACAGGACCUGACGGAAAGAGCUGUGUACAGCUGUCUAUAGAGCAUCGCCACUGGGAGCUUUUUUGGUGGCUAGCUGAAUUUGGAGUAGCUUAUUGUUUUACUUUAAAAGAAAAGAAAGCAAUUUUGGAAUGUAAUUUUCUGUUAACAAGAUAUACGGGAGACGAGAAUAAACUGAGAACUUUGAUAUUGCAUGUCGCUGAAAAAGACGAUUUUUCUUGCCAAGAACUUAUGGAGCAAAAAAAUGAAGCGCUGCAAAUGAGUUUCUUAGCUUGUAGCUGGGUUGUGGCCAAAGCACUUGUCGAAUGUGGUGCUGACAUAGGAAUAAAUGUUGGCGGCGUCCCUCUGAUGCAUUUUCUUAUAUCAAAAUUUUGGCAAUCUGAUCAUGAGAUGUGGCUUUCUUUUCUAGACGCUUUGCUGGCGAAGGGAGCAGAUAUUAACAGUCGGGAUGAAAAUGGAAGAACAAUCUUGUUUCAGAGCUGGAGGAAUAUGAGGGCUCACGCUAAUUUUUUUGCUUCAUACGCGCUUCUUCGAGCAUUGCUGGACAGAGGAGCCAGUCCUCUUAUUGCAGACUGUAAUGGAAUAUCGAUACUCCGAGAUGUUUUAGAUCUUGACGGAUGUCUGGCCACAAAAUAUGUCCAGUUCUUCAUAGAGCGUGGCAUCUCUACCUAUCAACCAGCCUUAACAGAGACUUUCAGUAUUCCCAGCCAGUCAGGAAGUAUUCAUGUAUCAACACGAUCUCCUACACAGCGGGCUUUUGAAAAGAAGUUUGUCAAGGCCUUUGAGAUGCUCGUUGAAUCAGGCGCCAGCUCCAACAGGGAAUUAUUUGAGCUCAGUACACGAUAUCAGGUGGAGCUUUCCUCCAGAGACAAGACAGGAGCCGAGACACAGAUGCUGGACAUUGUGAACCACGCCGCCAGUCAGCCUCGGUCUCUCAAGUCUUUGUGUCGCCUGACUGUCUCUCACGCUCUUGGCUGCGACCGUCGUAGGAUGGACAGGGUUAAAUCCCUUCACUUCCUGCUGCACUUCAGGAUUAUGUCCUAUUCUCUGACUUACUUUCUACUGAAUUACCAUCUCCAGCAGACGAAACUGAAGAUCUGUACUUCCAGAGGACAGAAUUUAGUUUUUCGCGUUUCUCACCUACGUACACCCCAUGGUCUGCUGUCUAUGAUUUCAGAAGUGACAAUUACUUAUCCCCCCGUUACAGCUACGGUUAUGAUACAGACGACUAUAUAGACUUGGAUAAGGAGCCGUAUUACGCGUGUUGGUAAUUAUUUUAAGCCCUGGCGAUGUCAUAGAACAAUAUCCCAUCGCCCGCACAACUAUAGGGCGAGACUGUCUGUAUCGCUGUGUUUGGCGAAAAUUUUCUUAUUUGUGAUGUCGAUUGUUGAAUCUGUGCUUUUGUUGAUAUGCUUGCUUAUGUGUUUGAUCAUUUUGUUUGACUACCAUAGAGUUUGUGUCAAUCUGCUGACCAAUGCUUUCUAAAAUUCGCGUCGACUAACGGUCUCUUUUCUCAGACUGUGCCAGCUUGGUCACAGCUGUGUGGCCUUACAAUUCGUCAGCGAUGUGGGUGGUGUCGGUUCUCCAUCACUGUAAUAUGCGGCGAGAGACAAAAUCAUUUCCUACCUGCCCAGUGCACAUAGAGGGACGUCACUCUGCUGAAGACACUGGUUGUGUCUGUUUAACGUGCUUUCUAUUUCUAUUUUCAAGAUGCAGUAGUAGGAUAUUUCUUUAAACACGUACACCAUCGACGGUAUUAAUGCUAAGUUUACAUCAGAGGAUCAAAUGUACAAAGCUAGGGGAAAAAGUUAUUUCUAUUUGCCACUUUAAUUUGCAGAUAACACUAUAAUGACUCACUGUUACCAUUAUUUCAUUCAAUUUGGUAUGAACCGAUCCAAAUAUUUUCUUUCAUUUGUAUCUUGUGUCCAAGUUAAUUGAUAUAACAGCGUAUUUUUCUUAUUUUUAAAUAAAUUUAAUUCUAAUAAAAUGGUGUCCAGCAUAUUGUCGUGUCAUUAAAACAUGUCAUAACCAAGUAAUACAGAACAUAAUUUUAUGUCCAGGCUGUUCUAAAACAUUCAAACAUGAAUAUUUCCAGAAGUUUCUCUUUUUCUCAUUACAAGAGGAUUUCAAUUUCGUUUUGAAGCCUCAGAUAGCUUACUGAAGUCUUUGUACCUAAAAUUCAUUCUACUUUUCUGAAACCAUUUUAAUUUAAUUUCUUGUACAGGCUGUAUUUUAUCGAAAACCCUUCUGCAGUCUGUUCAAUAGUUCAGUUUGGGAUUGAGAAACGUGGUGUUCUGUGUCAUGCUUUUAUCCUUCCAUUUCGAUCUUUUGUUUCUUUCCGGAAUGACUUAUUGUACCGAAAUUUUAAAACUAUGCAGAAUUUUAGCUACUCGUUAUAUUUGAGAUUUUUUGCUAUGAUAACAAAUCGUGUUUGCCCGCCAGUAGAGAAAAGUUCUCAUGAUUUGUGAGCAUUUAUUUUCAUUUCACAGACAAAGUGCACUUUUUCACCCGGUUAAGGUGUAUGAAGCCAAUAACUGAAUGUGUCUUAUUGAUUGCAUACUACAUCAUCAUCAUCAUCGUCGUCGUCAUUGUUGUAUGGCGUUUUGAGCUUGUCCAAAAAGCAGGGAUAUGGUUGUAUGUAUAUAAGCAAACUUUUAAAUAAUAAUAAUAAUAACAAUAACAAUUAUUUUGAAAUAGGUACGUAAACGCUAUUGAAUUUUCUCCAUAGACCUGCAGUUUGGUAGCUUUUUGUAUUUUCUUUAUUGUUAGAUUGCUUCACACUCUUCAACUUCAUUCCUCCAAAUACCAUCUUAGUUUUACAACUACUUUAUAUACUCCUGGACUGAUUAAGUAUGUCGUUGUAAAUGUACAGUUUCAUGAUGCUGUUUGAUCAUUUUGUAUUUCAGUAAAUGUAUUCGAAAUUGCUCUUGUUUAACACACAUAACAAACCAGAUAUUCUUUUUGCACAGUGCUUUAUAUUACUGAUAUAGGCUUGAAUAGGUUUGUGAUGAACAUUGUUCUUAGAAACAAAUCCAGAAGUCGUAAGAUGUGGAUGCAUACGUAGAUUUAAACGAUUUAAAAAUAACGAAUAACACAACUGCUUCUACAGGAAGGCACACAUGCUGUAACGGCUGUGAAAUCUUUAUUAAUGUGAGUAGAUGUGAGCAGGCGAGUCUGUUUAUUUGACAUUAUCAAUACAGAGAGUUGUUAAGGAAAUUACUUUGGUUACUUGUGAAUGUUGUCACUAUGUUGUUGCUAUUGCCUUGCUGUACUCAAGCAUUUAUCUCAUUUAUGGUUAAGGAAUUGAUGUUGAAUUGUUUCUUAUAACUUUUGCUUUUGUUAUUAAUAUUAUGUUUGAUGAGAUUUCUGGAUUUCUUUUUGAAAGUGUAUAUUUACAUUUAGUUUAUUAGAAAAUGAAUAUUUUGUAGCAUUAUUAGAACUGCAUGAGAUUGUACAUGUGUAGACAUUGAUUAAAUCGUUUUAUCAUUUCAUCGCGUAGUGUAUGAUUGUCAGUGAAACCGUAUAUUAUGUCAUCCAGAAAUUUACUUUAUAUUCUCAUAGUCCAUAGUUUUUCUGAUAAAAUUGCUUAUUUGUCAUUUUGAAGUGUUGUCUUUAGUUAUGCUCGCUGAGAAUUUAUAUUUUUAUUGAUAUUAACAUCAUUAGAUGUUUUAACUCUUGUUUAUUUGACUUUGCUGCUUAUUAUUUAAAUAAAGCUGUCAGAAUAAAA
Messenger RNA from Pomacea canaliculata, 6707 nucleotides. RefSeq names its product ankyrin-3-like. The record is from RefSeq and is a predicted model, not a curated record. Gene Ontology annotation, molecular function: protein binding. Lineage: Eukaryota; Metazoa; Mollusca; Gastropoda; Architaenioglossa; Ampullariidae. Bases 1 to 2994 code for a protein of 997 amino acids. The transcript has 6 exons.